Molecule: messenger RNA, 3939 nt
Organism: Manihot esculenta (cassava)
Lineage: Eukaryota; Viridiplantae; Streptophyta; Magnoliopsida; Malpighiales; Euphorbiaceae
Product: polyprotein of EF-Ts, chloroplastic
Exons: 6
Coding region: 371-3799 (1142 amino acids)
Biological process (GO): mitochondrial translational elongation
Cellular component (GO): mitochondrial matrix
Molecular function (GO): translation elongation factor activity; protein binding
Source: RefSeq, a predicted model, not a curated record
CUAAAAACCGGAGCCAUAAGAUAAGGAUUUGAGGCCCCACCUUUGAUUUCCCUUUUACUGCCCAUGAAUAGGCUCUAUCCUCCAUAAGCUAUCGCUUUUGCUGGCUUCACCGGUGAUUUUUCCCCAUUAAUAUUCUUAAAGGAGUUUGAGGUAGGGAUACAUGAUUUCUGCCUCUACACUACUUGCUAAGUUUGUCAUGUGAGGGGUGGACCCACGCUCCGUUUCGGAACUAAAUUCAUUAAUUGGGAUAACAAAAGCCAGAUAUAUAGAUGCAGCUUGUGCCUCCAUCUGAUGAUGAGGUUCUGGAACAAUAUAUGUGGUAAAUGGAGAGCUUAUAUUAAAGCAGACUCAGUUUAUAAUUCAAGUAAACAUGACAACCAUUGUUCCAAGUUCGAUGAGCACUGUUUCUUUCAUUCCUGGAACUGCCUUUACAAUAAAGAAAAAUAUUUGCCUCACAAAAUGUAGUUUGUCAAGGAAAUCUUCAAAGCAUAAGCUAUCCUCACAAAGACUAGUAUUACCUCUUCUGACAUCUGCUGGAUUGUUCCCACAAUACAGAACGGAUUGUACAUUGCUUCAUAGAUCUAUAUUGCAUACUGUAUCAGCUACAGGAACUGAUACUGAUAUUGUGGUAGAGGAGCCAGAUUCACUUGUUGCAGAUGAAGACUCUGAUGGAGCCUCAGAAAUUCCAGUAGAUGCAGUUGAUUUAAGUGAAAAAUCCUCCAUCAAGUCAGAUGCCAGUACUCCUCCAUCUCAAUCAAGACGGUCAAGACCCAGUAGGAAAAGUGAAAUGCCACCAGUGAAGAAUGUGGACCUUAUUCCUGGCGCAACAUUUACUGGGAAAGUAAGGUCAAUCCAACCAUUUGGUGCUUUUGUAGAUUUUGGGGCCUUCACAGAUGGUCUGGUACAUGUUUCCAGGCUAAGUGAUAAUUUUGUUAAGGAUGUUGGAAGUAUUGUAUCUCUUGGCCAGGAGGUGAAAGUGAGAUUAGUUGAAGUUAACACUGAGACAGGGCGGAUUUCUCUUACUAUGCGUGAAAGUGACAGUACCAGCAAGUCUCAACAAAGAAGAGAUUCUCCUGGUACUUCCAGCAGUGAUAAGCCAAGGCCUGCUAGAAGGAACACACCAAAGCCUGGCCAGAAAAAAGAAGUUGUGAAGACAUCGAAGUUUGUUAAAGGGCAGGAACUGAAUGGCACAGUGAAGAAUUUGACCAGGUCUGGUGCUUUCAUCUCUCUCCCUGAGGGAGAGGAAGGAUUCUUGCCACAAUCAGAAGAAUCUGAAGAUGGAUUUCUAAACAUAAUGGGGGGCUCAUCACUGCAGGUUGGCCAGGAAGUUAGUGUUAGGGUAUUGCGUGUCGCGAGGGGACAGGUUACCUUGACAAUGAAGAAAGAAGAGGAGAAUGAGUUUAAUCUGGAAUUUAGCCAAGGGGUUGUCCAUGAUGCAACAAACCCAUUUGUUCUGGCCUUCCGUAAGAACAAGGAUAUUGCUGCAUUUUUGGAUGAGAGGGAAAAAGUCGAACAAGCGGUGAAAAAACCUGUGAAACCAAAGUUGUCAGUGGAAAUAGGACAAGUAAACCAGACUGAAGGUAUACCAGAAGUUCAGGGUCAGCAUUCAAGCAGUGAUGAGAGAUCAGUUGAUCUCUCUUCUAUGGUGGUUGAAACAGUAGAUGAUGAUGACAUUACUACAAGAGAAGUCACUGCUGGAUCCAGUAGAGCUGGCAAUGAUGAGGAGCCAGGAAGCGUCGAGUCAAGGUCAUCACAAAGUGUUGGAGUGUUUGAAACUGUAGAGGAGGCUGAAGCUUCUCCAAAAGAAGUUGUCAUUGGGUCCAGCAGUGCUAGUAAUGAUGAACAACCGGAAAGCAUAGCUUCAACCAUAUCACAAAGUGUUGAAAGAGUUAUUGAAACUGUAGAGGAAGCUGAAGCUACUCCAAAUGAAGAUGCUGUGGUAUCCAGUAAUGCUGGAGAUGAUCCAGAGCUGAAAGGCAUAGAAUCUAUCUCAUCACAGAGUAUCGAUGGGGCACUUCAGAUUGUAGAGAAAGAAGCUGAGGAGGCUCCUUCAACUGAUGGGGUCAAAGAUGGAACAUCAGACUUAUCUGGAGAAAAAGUUGAUCAGCCUGGUGAUGCCAUAGCAAAAGAUGGGGUGAAAAUACAAACUCCUACAAUGCAGAAUGAAAUUUCUUCUACUGAACCAGUUGGAAAUGAAGGCAGAGCAAGAAACCCUAAUGAAAAUGGCAGUAUUACUGGCUCAGAAAGUCAGGCUAUUGAGGAACUAGUGGAGGGCCAAGUUGAAAACACCAAGAUUGAAGUGGAGAUUCAAACGUCUGUUGCUGAGGCUGAAAUUCCUUCUGUUGCACCAAUUGAAAAUGUAGUGGAAACUGUCCCCGAAAUAACUGGCACUUUUGGAGAUUCAAAUGGGCAAAGCAGCAGUCCUUCCAAUGAGGAGAGUGUUGCUAAAGCAACCAUGUCACCGGCACUGGUGAAGCAGCUUCGCGAAGAAACAGGAGCAGGAAUGAUGGAUUGUAAGAAAGCCCUCUCAGAGACUGGAGGGGACAUCGUCAAAGCUCAGGAGUUCCUCAGGAAGAAAGGAUUAGCAAGUGCAGAAAAGAAAGCCAGCAGAACCACAGCUGAAGGAAGAAUUGGUUCUUACAUUCAUGAUAGCAGGAUAGGAGUCCUUGUAGAGGUGAACUGUGAAACAGAUUUUGUCUCCAGGGGUGACAUUUUCAAGGAGCUGGUAAAUGACAUAGCCAUGCAGGUGGCUGCAUGCCCACAAGUACAGUACCUUGGUACUGAAGAUGUUCCUGAAGAGAUUGUGAACAAGGAAAAAGAAAUUGAGAUGCAGAAGGAAGAUCUCUUAUUAAGACCUGAGCAGAUUAGAUCAAAGAUUGUAGAAGGACGAAUCAGGAAGAGACUUGAGGAGCUGGCGUUGCUGGAACAGCCGUACAUUAGGAAUGAUAAGAUUGUGGUGAAGGACUGGGUGAAACAGACAAUUGCAACUAUUGGAGAAAAUAUAAAGGUCAAGAGGUUUAUUCGCUACAACCUUGGUGAAGGCUUGGAGAAGAAAAGUCAGGAUUUUGCUGCUGAGGUGGCAGCACAAACUGCAGCAAAACCAGUUGCAUCACCAGCGAUAGAGCAGCCUGCUACAGCAGAAACCAAGGAAACUAUUCAGAAGCCACCAGCAGUAACAGUUUCUGCUGCACUUGUUAAACAACUGAGGGAAGAAACAGGAGCUGGUAUGAUGGACUGCAAGAAAGCGCUGUCCGAAACUGGAGGAGAUCUUGAGAAGGCACAGGAGUAUCUCAGAAAGAAAGGUCUUUCAACUGCUGACAAGAAAUCUAGUCGACUUGCAGCUGAAGGCAGAAUUGGCUCCUACAUUCAUGAUUCCCGCAUAGGAGUGCUGAUUGAAGUAAACUGUGAAACUGACUUUGUGGGUAGAAGUGAAAAAUUCAAGGAAAUGGUUGAUGAUCUAGCCAUGCAAGUUGUGGCAUGCCCACAGGUGCAGUUCGUGUCCAUUGAGGAUGUCCCAGAGAGCGUCGUGAAAAAGGAAAAGGAGCUCGAGAUGCAAAGAGAAGAUCUUUUGUCGAAGCCAGAGAACAUAAGAGAGAAGAUUGUUGAGGGCAGAAUCUCAAAGAGAUUAGGAGAGCUUGCUCUUCUAGAGCAACCUUUUAUAAAGAAUGAUAGUGUUUUGGUGAAAGAUUUGGUGAAGCAGACUGUUGCUGCUCUUGGGGAGAACAUGAAAGUGCGGAGGUUUGUUCGAUUUACUCUUGGGGAGAGUGCAGAAGAUACAAAAACAGAAACUGAAGCCUGAGGGAAAGAAUUGUCAGUUUGCUGGUUCUUUUGUUUCUAUUGUCUUUCUCUCUUCAAUUCUCGCAGUUCAUGUUAUUUUGUGAUCUUUUUUUAAACAGCUUAGCUGUUCCAUUUUAAUUACAGUCAUUGCAGUAUCUUCCA